UGUGUAGGAGGUACGCGCGCGCUCCGCUCUUCACGUCGUUCGCAGUGUGUAAAUGAAUUUCCGAUAGGUUUUCACUUUGAGAACUUAACUGGAAAAUAAUGAUAAUAAUAAUAAUAAUAAUAUGACCAAACCCGAAUUGGUCAAUUUCGCCAUUGUUUCAGUUUACUAGCCUCAGAGAGCACGUCGCGCGCAGCCUGUUUUCCCGCUUUUUUUUUUAUUCUGCACGCGAAGACCUGAGUGUAAGACGCACGCGGAGGGGAAGCCAAACACGUUUAAACCACAUAGACACUCAUUCUUCAAGGUCACUUGUCCUGCGUGUGCUGCCCCCUGCAGGAGCGGAGGUGAUGAGUGUGUGUGGGAGGAAGGCUCUGACGCUGCUAAGCAGUGUGUUUGCAGUGUGCAGUCUGGGUCUGUUGGGAAUCGCCGUCAGCACAGACUACUGGCUCUACCUGGAGGAGGGAAUCAUCAUGCCUCUCAACCAGAGCACAGAGAUACGCAUGUCCCUCCACUCAGGCCUCUGGAGAGUCUGCUUCCUGGCAGGAAAAGAGAAGGGACGUUGCUUCACCAUCGAGUAUGUCAUGCCUAUGAACGUCCAGAUGACAUCAGAGUCCACAGUCAGUGUCCUGAAGAUGAUCCGCUCUGCCACGCCGUUCCCACUGGUCAGUCUUUUUUUCAUGUUCAUCGGCUUCGUCCUGAGCAACAUCGGCCACAUCCGUCCCCACCGCACCAUCCUAGCGUUCGUCUCCGGAAUCUUCUUCAUUCUCUCAGGUCUUUCUCUAGUAGUUGGUCUGGUGUUAUAUAUCUCCAACAUCAAUGAUGAGAUGCUGAACAGAACUAAGACGAACGAAGCCUACUUCAGCUACAAAUACGGCUGGUCUUUCGCCUUUUCCGCCAUCUCCUUCCUGCUCACUGAGGCGGCAGGCGUGAUGUCUGUCUACCUGUUCAUGAAGCGAUACACGGCGGAGGAGCUGUACCGGCCUCAUUCAAAUUACUACGGGCCGCGUCUCAGUAACUGCUCUGAUUACUCGGCUCAGUUCCUUCACCCGGACGCCUGGACGCGAGGACGCAGUCCCUCAGACAUCUCCAGCGAAGCCUCGCUCCAGAUGAGCUCCAAUUACCCCGCUCUGCUCAAGUGUCCUGAGCAUAUUUCCUCUUCCCCCUGCUGAGAAAGCUCUCUCACACACUCAUACACACACAUGCACAUACAGAAAAGUUUGACUUAAUACAGCUAGUAAAGAUCACUUUAUCAGUAUUUUUUUUUGAGAAGGGGUGUUAUCUAUUUCAUUUCAGUGUGCCUCAUGUUUCAAUCCUACAGUACAGCCGCUAGUCAUGCUAGCACGUAGCAAAUAUGUUAACCGAACAUUUUGGGAGCCUCCCAGUAUGUUUCAGAAUUCAUUUUUUUCAAUUGAUAUCAAACUGCUGUCUGUAUUAUCUGUUCUCCAUUAUUUCAAUUACGAGAAAGUGAAAAAUGUAGCGAGUGUUAUCAUAUUCCAAAUGGUGAGACACGCUCAGAUCUAUCUACUGUAGACGACAGUGUUUCACAAACCAGGAAAUGUACGUCUGCCUUAAAGAGUCAUUACUUAAAGACCCUCUGUGACUUGCUUGAUCAAAAACCUUGAACUUGACCUGAAUGCUGUACCGUUAUAGGAGCCAUCUUAGACAAAAUUAUUUUUUAGUACAGUUUGGUAUCAGCUCCCAGAUCUUAUAUUUGGUUGCUUGGAAAUGUGAUUGGAUGAAAAAAUGGUAGCUAAAAUAACAUAACAUAUAACAUAAUAUAAUAUAAUAUAAUAUAAUGUGUGGUGCAUUGGUUAGUUAAGUGCAUUAAUACAGACAAAGAGUAAUGAAUGAGAUUAUAAUUAUUAACCUCUUGUAACAACGUUGUUAUGUAGCACAUUAUGUUUGCAACGUUGACAAAAAAGUCACUUGGCCAACAUUUUGGUCAUAAGCCGUGGUGUUCAGUCCUCACAUCCUGUAAAAGAUUUAUUCGAGCCUGGCUACUGUGUUUAUUUUCUUACGAUAUGUUUCGUUCUCACUUGUAGUUACCCAAUCGCAGUGCACAACGCAUCAAGUUUCAACAUAGCUACAUACCAAAUGAGACCUUUUAUUUCGUGAAAGUCCGUGAGUGGGGGUUUAUUUGAACCUACUUGAUAACUGGGCAACUGUGAAUGCAAAUUGAACAGCCCGAAUACAAAAUCUGCUUGUCCAGCUGUGGAUAAACAGUGCUGUUUAAAGCAAAUGCAUAAACGAUUCAACUUCAUGGGAGGCCUGGUUUGGGAAACACAGCCUUUAUCUAUUUGUUAUCUGAUCAGUUAUAUAUUUUACCACCAAUACGAGAGAGAAAGGAUUGCGAUGUGUUCCCUACAAAUCUACAGCAUGGCCUUGACUCUGUUACCUCUUGCUUUGUAGAUCUCAUUAUAAGCCUUUUCAGAAUGAAUUAAUCAAAGUAAUGUUAUUCAUCAUCUAAUCCAAGUAGCUACAGUAUUUGUCUGCACUUUACCUGUCUGAUGGAUGAUACAGCAGUGACCGAGCAGAUUCUUUAUCUGUAGGUAUAUACAGGAUGAAUGUACAGAUCAUUGCAGUAAUUUCUCAUUUUAACUCAGUGCAGAAUAUCCUUCUUUCUGUGAUAUAAUUAUUCACUCACCAGCACUUCACAGAUAUGGAAAAACAAACAUCUCUAAAGAUACAUUUCCUAGUAAGUGUUCAUUUAACCAGUCCUGAUCUUUCACAGCAUAAAUAAUUAAUGCUAUAUAAAUGAAUAAGUAUUGGUCUGCAUAUUUUAUUAUUUUAUAUAUAAACACUUCAUAUUUACUACAUUUCCAUUAGAGGAUCUCAAAUCUGUGCAGAUUACUGUUGUUUUCUUUUAUAAACUGUCUAUAUUUGCAAAAUUGUAUGUGUUUAAACAUUUCUGAUAUUAAUAUUUUAUGUUCUAUGUAACUUAGUGAGGAAUGUCAAUUCUGUAGGAAAGAAUUGUGUAUAAUGAGUGUAGAGUAUAAUGAGUUGAGUACAUCUGCUUAUUAUGUUUUUUUGGGGGGGGUUUUUUGUUGUUUUUUUUUGCAGAUCCAUGACUUAAUGUUGUCCAACCAGAGAAUUUCCAUGUUUUGUUUUUAUAAACGGAAUUCAUAGGACAUCAGAGAGUUGACUUCUGGGUAGUUUGUUGAAAAAUGAAAUUUACACAAUAUUCCUCUUACUUCAUGUUUCAUGGUGGUCGUUGCUUGGUUUUUUUUUUUUUUGUGUGUGUGUCUUUUUCUCUUUUCUGUUUAGCCUACACACCAGAGCUACACGGAUAAUGAUGCUAACAAAUGUUUUGAACAGUUAAGAAAUUAUUUAACAGUUUCUGGACAACUUGAAUGUUAACCCUUCGGCGCUACUUCUUCUCGAAGUUUGAACAGGAAACUAGGACGUUGGAAAUGAUUCAGAUGAUAAUAUAAUUACUUAAAUUUGGAAAUGCAGACUCUUUUAUUUUUGCAAAAUCAGUUAUAAAACAUAUACACUGUCAUUUGAAGCGAUUUUAUUUGGGGUAAGUGGGAAAAGUGUGAUUUGUUCAUUUAUUUAUUUUUUUCCAAAUUUAUUCCAUUAAGUUUUUGCGCUGGAGUUUGUAUAGGAGAAAUACCUGAGAGACUUCUUAGCACUCUGCUCUAUGCUUGGAAUGGAAUUCUCCCUCAAUUGUACAUUGCUUUGAUUAAAACCAACAAAUUACAAAUUAUUAGCUAUCAUCCAAUAUGAAGUUUUAAAUGAGAUGUUCAAAACUCCGACUGCCAGCUGAAAUCAUACUCUAGGUGAAUAUACAUGUGAAAUAUCCGUGACCUUUUCUUUAACUCUAACCUUAAAAGCUGUGACUGAUUCAUGUGGCAUGUGUCAGUAAGAACAUGAUAAAUAACUGUAUUGCUUCUUACUUAGUCGUACUCAUUCAUUCAUUUAUAGACAUCACAUAAUGUAUUCAGUACAAACAGUGUUUGUUUGGGGUGUGUUUUUUUUUCUUUCUUCAGUUAUUUAUUUUGUGCAUAUUCAAUCAAAUGUGUAAAUAAGAUGGAGUUUUAUAUAGAACAAUUUGUUUAUUGAUGUUCUAAUCUGUAGCUACUGAGCCAGUGUGUAGCAAAAGCAGACGUAUAGUGUAUAACGUUCAACUAUGAUACUGUACAAUAUAGCCCUGUACUGUAGAAGAUGUGAGCUUUACACGUGUUAACCUUUGGACAUUGGAGUGCAGUAAACGUUAACCUGCAGUACAGCGCGGUGUGUUUGUACGGUCAUUUCCAUGCUGUGAAAUUGUACAGUAGAGCUGAAAUAAAGCUGACGAGUCC
Molecule: messenger RNA, 4298 nt
Organism: Ictalurus punctatus (channel catfish)
Lineage: Eukaryota; Metazoa; Chordata; Actinopteri; Siluriformes; Ictaluridae
Gene: cacng5a
Product: calcium channel, voltage-dependent, gamma subunit 5a
Exons: 6
Coding region: 345-1166 (273 amino acids)
Biological process (GO): positive regulation of synaptic transmission, glutamatergic; transmission of nerve impulse; neurotransmitter receptor internalization
Cellular component (GO): postsynaptic density membrane; AMPA glutamate receptor complex
Molecular function (GO): voltage-gated calcium channel activity; channel regulator activity
Source: RefSeq, a predicted model, not a curated record